AUGUCUUCAUCAGGUCCUAAAAUAACCACCUCAUCAUAUUCAUGUGAGUAUUCGUCCAGAUCUUCAAUCUCCUACAAAGCUCUGAGCUCCUUCGACACGGAGUUCGACCUGUCCAAUCAGAGCGGGAAGGUGUUCAAACCGGCCAAUGAGACGAGCCACGUGUUCAGCGGCCUGUACCCCGGCUCCACCUACUCCUUCACGCUCCGAGCCUCCACCGUCAAAGGCUUCGGCCCCCCCGUCAUCACGCAGUUCACCACCAAGAUCUCCGCUCCUCUGAUGCCGGCCUACGAUCAGGAGUCUCCUCUGAACCAGACCGACUCCACCGUCACCGUCCUGCUGAAACCUGCUCAGAGCCGAGGAGCUCCAGUCAGUAAGUACCAGGUGGUGGUGGAGGAGGAGCGCCCCCGCAGGCAGAGGAGGGGUACUGCAGAGAUCCUGCGAUGUUAUCCGGUACCGAUUCACUUCCAGAACGCCACGCUGCUCAACUCUCAGUAUUACUUCAGCGCCGAGCUGCCGAUGAGCGAGCUGAGAGCGCCGAUGCCCUUCAGUAUCGGUGAUAACAGGACCUACAGCGGCUACUGGAACGCUCCUCUGCUGCCUCAUAAGAGUUAUGGGAUCUACUACCAGGCUGUCAGCACUGCUAACGGGGAAACAAAGAUCGACUGUGUUCGUGUCGCCACUAAAGGCGCAGCGACGAGGAAACCGGAACCGGAGCAGGAGAAGCAGUCGGACCACACGGUGAAGAUCGCUGGAGCCAUCGCCGGCAUCCUGCUCUUCAUCAUCAUCUUCCUCGGAGUCAUCCUGCUGAUGAAGAAACGGAAACUGGCCAAGAAAAGGAAGGAAACCCUGAGCUCCAGACAGGAAAUGACUCUGAUGGUCAACAACUCACAGCACACGACCAUGGUGGACACGCACACACACACGCUGAACGGACGCACUGUGUCGUCUCCGUCCUCCUUCACCCUGAAGACCAACACCAUCAGCACCACCGUCCCCAACUCCUACUACCCAGAUGACAGUCAGACUAUGACCAGUGAAACCAGUAGUCUGGUCCAGUCCCACUAUAAGCAACGGGAGUCGGAGCGGGAGGCGUUGCCCUAUCAGACGGGUCAGCUGCACCCGGCCAUCCGAGUGGCCGACCUGCUGCAGCACAUCACGCAGAUGAAAUGUGCCGAAGGUUACGGCUUCAAGGAGGAGUACGAGAGUUUUUUCGAGGGACAGUCGGCUCCGUGGGAUUCGGCCAAAAAGGACGAGAACCGCAUGAAGAAUCGCUACGGCAACAUCAUCGCCUACGAUCACUCCCGUGUGCGUCUGCAGCCUCAGGAUGGAGAGAGCGGCUCCGACUACAUCAACGCUAACUACGUCGACGGUUACCACAGACCGAACCACUACAUCGCUACUCAGGGUCCCAUGCAGGAGACGGUGUACGAUUUCUGGCGGAUGAUUUGGCAGGAGAACACCGCCGCCAUCGUCAUGGUAACCAACCUGGUGGAGGUGGGGCGGGUGAAGUGUUGUAAGUACUGGCCUGAUGACACAGAGAUCUAUGGAGACAUGAAGGUGACGCUGAUUGAGACUCAGCUGCUGUCAGAAUACGUCAUCCGGACCUUCGCUGUGGAGAAGAGGGGCGUGGCAGAGAUCCGGGAGAUCCGGCAGUUUCAUUUCACCGGUUGGCCGGAUCACGGCGUUCCGCUUCACGCGACCGGACUGCUGGGAUUCAUCCGCCGGGUCAAAGCCAAGACCCCUCCCACUGCCGGACCCACCGUGGUACACUGCAGUGCGGGGGCGGGCCGUACAGGGUGUUUCAUAGUGAUUGACAUCAUGUUGGACAUGGCAGAGAGAGAAGGAGUCGUCGACAUCUACAACUGUGUCCGAGAGCUGAGAGCACGAAGGGUUAACAUGGUCCAGACUGAGGAGCAGUACGUCUUCAUCCAUGACGCCAUCUUGGAGGCGUGUCUCUGUGGUGACACGGCGAUUCCGGCCAAUCAGCUGCGAUCAGUUUAUUACGAGAUGAACCGAUUGGAUCCUCAGACGAACUCCAGUCAGAUCAAAGAGGAGUUCAGGACUCUGAACAUGGUGACCCCGACGCUGCGGGUGGAGGACUGCAGCAUCGCUCUGUUGCCUAGGAACCACGAGAAGAACCGCUGCAUGGACGUCCUGCCUCCGGACCGCUGCCUGCCGUUCCUCAUCACCAUCGACGGAGAGAGCUCCAACUACAUCAACGCUGCGCUGAUGGACAGCUACAAGCAGCCGUCGGCCUUCAUCGUUACCCAGCAUCCUUUGCCCAACACGGUGAAGGACUUCUGGCGCCUCGUCCUCGACUACCACUGCACCUCCAUAGUGAUGCUGAACGAUGUGGACCCUGCACAGCUGUGUCCUCAGUACUGGCCUGAGAACGGCCUCCACCGGCUCGGCUCGCUGCAGGUGGAGUUCGUGUCGGCCGACCUCGAGGAAGACGUGAUCAGCCGCAUCUUCAGGAUCUACAACACGGCUCGGCCGCAGGACGGGUACCGCAUGGUGCAGCAGUUCCAGUUCCUGGGGUGGCCGAUGUACCGCGACACGCCCGUCUCCAAGCGCUCCUUCCUGAAGCUCGUUCACCAGGUCGACAAAUGGCAGGAGGAGUACGACGGGGGGGAGGGGCGCACCGUGGUGCACUGCCUGAACGGCGGCGGUCGCAGCGGCGUGUUCUGCAGCAUCAGCAUCGUGUGUGAGAUGCUGCGACAGCAACGAUGCGUCGACGUUUUCCACGCCGUGAAAACGCUGAGAAACAACAAACCCAACAUGGUCGACCUGCUGGAACAAUAUAAGUUCUGCUAUGAAGUCGCUCUGGAGUAUCUCAACUCUGCUUAACCUCCUUCAUCACCAUCAUCAUCAUCAUCAUCCUCCUCCCUGUGAUGCUGCUGCAGUCUGAGGAAGAG
Molecule: messenger RNA, 2915 nt
Organism: Scomber japonicus (chub mackerel)
Lineage: Eukaryota; Metazoa; Chordata; Actinopteri; Scombriformes; Scombridae
Product: receptor-type tyrosine-protein phosphatase mu-like
Exons: 24
Coding region: 1-2847 (948 amino acids)
Biological process (GO): protein dephosphorylation
Molecular function (GO): protein binding; protein tyrosine phosphatase activity
Source: RefSeq, a predicted model, not a curated record